AAGCGCUUUUCAAAUUCAAAUUCCGCCAAAACCGACACUAGCCGCAUAACCUCCAAAUUAACGUUAAAGCCCUUUAGCGAAUAACAUCUGAGUCUUUCUAUUUUUAUCAAUUGACUGGAAGUUGAAUCUCCGAGAGGAUGGAGACCCAGCAGAAGGGAAAGUGCAUCACCCUGAAGGGCUCUGCAGAGUUGGUGAAGAAAUAUCUUCUCUAUGGGAUCAACAGUAUCUUGUAUCAGCGUGGAAUCUAUCCACCAGAGACCUUUGAGCCUGCUGAGCACUUUGGCAUGGCCAUCCUCAUGUCGACUGAUGAAAAAAUCAAGAAUUUCAUGGACACUGUCCUCGGUCAGGUUGAGGAGUGGCUUCUGCAGAGGAAAAUUCAUCAAGUCACACUUGUUAUCACUAAUGUAAAUACGAAGGAGGUUCUCGAGAAGUGGGACUUCAAGGUCGCGUAUGAGGGCGAUGAGGGCGAUAAGGGCAAGGGGAGGCUACCAGAGGUCGGGACUAAGGAUGUUCAGGCCAUUCAGAAGGAGAUUCGAGAGGUCAUCAGGCAAAUAACAGGUACUGUGAGUUUCCUCCCCCUCCUGGACUGCCUCUGCUCCUUCGACAUCUUCACUUACACAGUCCCCGACGUCGGCAUACCCAAGGAGUGGGACGAGACACAACCCGUGUUCAUCGCCAACGGCCAGGAAGUCCAGUUACGAUCAUUCUCAACAUCAAUUCACAAAAUGGACACAGUCGUUAGUUACAGAAACACGUAAAACCUAGCUCCACUUUCCACCACUCAAAAUCGUAUUUUCGAGAGAGAAGUAUCAACUCGAAAAUGAGGGUCCGGCUCUCAACUCAACUAAGGUAAGUUGGUUACGUUAUAAUUAUACAUACGAGGGGACGAUGCACCGUGGACUCAAAGACGUCGACCUCGAUGGCUCACGACGACGCCGGGACGAUGCCAAGGGAAUAUGUCUUUAUUUUUAUUUUCGUUUGUUGAGUGGAAUAAGAAGAUAAACAUGAAAAUGAGUUCCUUGA
Messenger RNA from Diachasma alloeum, 1023 nucleotides. RefSeq names its product mitotic spindle assembly checkpoint protein MAD2A (gene mad2). The record is from RefSeq and is a predicted model, not a curated record. Lineage: Eukaryota; Metazoa; Arthropoda; Insecta; Hymenoptera; Braconidae. Gene Ontology annotation, cellular component: kinetochore; nucleoplasm; cytoplasm. Gene Ontology annotation, biological process: mitotic spindle assembly checkpoint signaling. The transcript has 4 exons. The coding region runs from base 138 to 758 and encodes 206 amino acids.